AUCCCGGUAUUUCCUUCAUCGCAGUUACUUCCCUUAUUAUUUAAAACGCCAUUUGCACUGGAGUCCCAUUUUUGUUUUUAAAAUAAUCUCGUGUGAUUAAUUUGUCAUUAUAUGAUUGAAUAAAGUACACGAUUAGAUAAACCACACACGAGCCAAGUUUUGAAUACUAUGAGUAAAUGACAAGAUCAUUAUAGUGACAGCAAAAUGAUUGUAAGCAGAAUCAAACAAGCUUGUGUUAGGAAAUUAUUCACUCUGCAUCAGACCUCAAAUCCACUGGCACUUAUAGCCCAUCAUAGUAGGACAAUUCAUAAUGGCUUUUCCAGAGACCAGCACACGCAGGCUUCAUCAUUUGAAGGGGCUGUUAGAGAGUUUGAUUUCCCAUUUGCAAGAGCAAGGCUAGGAACCUUUGUGCAAGAGGCACCUGUACUUGGAAACCAGUACCUUGAAGAUGCUUUACUCCAGUCCUAUUUAAAGAGAUAUGUGCCACAAAAGGUAUUGAUAGAUAUAGAACCAGAUUUAGUUAGAUUUGGUGAGAGAGUUGCCACGGAGAUGUACAAUCUCAGUUUACAAUGUGAAAAGGAACAGCCGUAUGUUGAAAAGUUCACAGGCUGGGGAAAACUUGUGGAUAACCUGGUUACAGGGCCUGCAUGGAGAAAGAUGCAUGACAUCUCUGCUGAAGAAGGCCUUAUAUCUAUAUCUUAUGAAAGGAAAUAUGAUGAGUACAGGUAA
Messenger RNA from Ruditapes philippinarum (Manila clam), 729 nucleotides. Its product is annotated as acyl-CoA dehydrogenase family member 11-like. NCBI's taxonomy places the organism in Eukaryota, Metazoa, Mollusca, Bivalvia, Venerida, Veneridae. The coding region runs from base 205 to 729 and encodes 174 amino acids. The transcript has 4 exons. The record is from RefSeq and is a predicted model, not a curated record.